GCCAGUACAGCGGAGGAGUGGAGCCCCAGAAGGGUGAGAAGAACUGAACUGCCUCUAGCCUUUACCUUCUCUGCUCAGCAUCUGCACUGAUUGUGCCAGAAAGGUCUCUCUCCUUCUCUCUCUCUCUCUCUCUCUCUCUCUCUCUCUCUCUCUCUCUCUCUCUCUUUCUCUCUCUCUCUCAACUGAGGAUGUCCACUGAGAUGAUGACCACUGAGCCAGUGCAGCCUCUGGAGCUUUCAGAAGACAUACUAGACAAGCUCGACCCUCACUGCAGCCCCUCAGAUGAUCUUUCCGACCAGUUCAUUAAGGACUGUGACCUCAAAAAGAAGCCAAGGAAGGGGAAGAAUGUACAGGACACUCUGAAUGUUGAGUCAGAUCAAAAGAAACCCAGAAGGAAAGAUACACCAGCACUGCACAUCCCACCAUUCAUACCAGGUGUGAUUUCAGAACACUUAAUUAAAAGAUAUGAUGUUCAAGAGAGAGUUCCAAAGGGCAAAACAGGCCCAGCUCUUCAUAAUACUGACAUGGAACAGAAAAGGCCAAGGAGAAAAGACACACCUGCACUGCACAUGCCUCCCUUUGUUGCAGGCUUGACUCUGCUUGGGGAUGAGAGCACCGGAGUGAUUAUGGAGGAUGAAGAAAUGGAUGGUGACAAGCUAGCUAUUUAAAGACAUCUCCCCUGAGAUUGCAUGUAAAUAGAUUACAUUGGUUCCCUAUGGUGAUCUAGAGGGAAAAAAUAGAUUUGUCUCUGCUCUCAUUUUGUCCUAGUCCACUGUAAGAUCUAGACGCCUCCUCCCCAGGAGACCCUACUACUCAGAUGCCGGUCACCUCUUUGUCGUUCCUCUCUUGCUUUUUAGCCCCACCUCCCAAACUUUCAUUUUUCUAUAUAGUGCAAAGGAGAGUGAUUUUUUUUCUCCAAAGUAAGAGAGGUGAGACCUUAGUGCUCCGUGUCUGCAAGCAAAAAACACAUGGAUAAAAGUUGUGGGGGGGGGAGAGGAGGGGAAGGUGAUCCUUUCCACCUGGCUUAGUGUCCAGGCAGUCUGAUUCAGCAUCAAACACUCGGGAGUCCCAGCAGGGCCACGGGCGGCUACUUAGACUCUGCGAACAUUUGGACUCUAACUCAUGGACUACUAUGAUGAAAUGGCUUUUCCUUUCUUCCUUCCUCUCUUGAGAGUCCAACUCUGGUCAGUCACCCUCUGAAGAGCCUCAUUACAGAUAUCAUAAGGACUCAAGAAGAGGCAGCCAGGCCAUCAUGCAAGAAAAAAAGACACCAGAGGCAGAGAAUCCUGGUCUAUGUAGGGGGUCUUAUACUUAAUUUUAUUGUUAAAAAAAAGAGAGAGAGUUCUUAACGGUAUUGGUUGUCUUGACAUUUGUGAAUUAUAUCAUAGUGGGAGGUAAAUAAAUACCAAUGAUUGUAAGGAAUCUAUUUUUUUAAAUCUAAGGCCGGUUGGAGGUUGUUCUGAUACUUUCACCAUCUCACUUAUUUAGACUCCAAUAUGUUUUCUUGUAUAAAAGGUGGGGGUGUCUAGUGAACACAGAUGUACAUUUGGCUCCUGUGCAGCUGGCAGUCUCCUAGUGCCUGUGGAGACUCUGCAUCUGUACUUCAUCCACCAGACAGCAGACAGAGAGAAGAUGAGGAUUAAAAGGGAGAAAAGCAGAGGAUGUAGUAUUCACACCAAGGCAGGGAACACAGGGCAGUUCUGUACAUACUGAGGUCCAGCUGUUUGUUAUCCUUUCUGUCUUUCUGUUCCCCUAACAAAGAAAGAUGCAAUACAUUUCAGAAAUAAAGAUAUUUCAGCUCUCA
Messenger RNA from Mastomys coucha (southern multimammate mouse), 1804 nucleotides. RefSeq names its product protein phosphatase 1 regulatory subunit 17 (gene Ppp1r17). Gene Ontology annotation, biological process: regulation of phosphatase activity. Gene Ontology annotation, molecular function: protein phosphatase inhibitor activity. The record is from RefSeq and is a predicted model, not a curated record. Bases 189 to 668 code for a protein of 159 amino acids. The transcript has 5 exons. NCBI's taxonomy places the organism in Eukaryota, Metazoa, Chordata, Mammalia, Rodentia, Muridae.